ACCUAACCUAGGUUUUGAGAGGGAGGAAGGGACACGCAGUUCAAGAGAAGAGAGGCUCCGUUGCGUUGCGUAACGUUGCAGAGUGAGAGACAAGAAAGAAAGGCCCCAACCCCAAUGCUCUCUCUCUCUCUCUCUAGUCACACUCUUUCAAAUACUACUAUCUUCUUCUUCUGUCACUGUGUUGUAGCAUCAUUGCAAGAAGAGAACUCAAAAGGGUUUCAUUCAUUGCUUUCUCUUUACACUUGCACUCUUGCACCUGUGUUUCCUUUGGAUCUUCCUCUGCACUUCAAAUACUUUGUUUCUUUCUUUUAAGAAACUUGAUAGAGAGCCUUCAUUAUAUUAUUUUAAUAUCUAAUAAUAAUCAUAAGAGAUAUAUAUAUAUAUAUAUAUAUAGCUGAGAAGAGUAGAGAAAUGCAGCAGCACCUGAUGCAGAUGCAGCCCAUGAUGGCAGCUUACUAUCCAAACAACGUCACCACUGAUCACAUUCAACAGUACUUGGAUGAGAACAAGUCUUUGAUUCUGAAGAUUGUAGAGAGUCAGAAUUCGGGCAAGCUUAGCGAGUGUGCCGAGAAUCAAGCAAGGCUACAGAGAAAUCUCAUGUACCUAGCUGCAAUAGCUGAUUCUCAACCUCAACCUCCAACCAUGGCCGGUCAGCAGUACCCUUCUGGUGGUGGAAUGAUGCAGGGUCAGCAGCAGCAGGGAGGAGCACACUACAUGCAGGCUCAGCAGAUGACACAACAACAACAACUAAUGGCUGCACGUUCCUCCCUUUUAUUUGCACAGCAACAGCAGCAGCAACCUUACUCAGCCCUUCAACAGCACCAACUUGGAGGCGGUGGAACUUCAGGACUACACAUGAUGCAAAGCGAAGCCUGUAGCAAUAUGAACGUGGGAGGAAGUAGUAGCUCAACAUUGGGUUCUGGUGGUGGGUUUCCUGACUUCAUCCGCGGUGGAGGAGAGGGUUUGCACAGAAGUCUUAUUGGAGGUAGUGGCAAGCAACAAGAGAUUGGGAUGAGUUCUUCAUCUGAUCAAGGUCGAGGCGGCGGUGGUGAUGGCGGCGAAAACCUUUACCUCAAAUCUUCUGAUGAUGGGAACUAGUACUCAAUUAGCUGUUCAGAUCGAAUUUGGUUUAAUUAGUUAUCUUGAUCCAAUUCGGAUGCAUUUUAACUUUUAUGAUCAAUUAGUUAAUUAGUUAGCUAGGAGAACUAUUAAUCAAGAUCAAUUAGCUAGCUAGGUGAAAAACUUAAUUCUGCUUCUUAAUUAGAUAAUCCUUGUUUAUCUUGUGCUUAAUUAAGGUAAACUAUUUGGUGAGAUUUGAAUUAACUUGCAUCAAAUGAAUGUUAGCUUUUGCUUUGCCUAA
Molecule: messenger RNA, 1360 nt
Organism: Medicago truncatula (barrel medic)
Lineage: Eukaryota; Viridiplantae; Streptophyta; Magnoliopsida; Fabales; Fabaceae
Product: GRF1-interacting factor 1
Exons: 4
Coding region: 412-1098 (228 amino acids)
Source: RefSeq, a predicted model, not a curated record